GUCGCUUCCCCUUAUUCAACAAAAUGGAUGUUGUUUUGUAGCUCAUGCACGGCCGUGUACUUCAACCGGUUUCUUUUUCUAUUAUUUUUGUGCAAGGACUCUCCAAGUGUUGCUGUUCUUGUGACCUGUGGUACGCUAUGGGUCUCAGCUUCCAUGGCGGGCAACAUUUUAAACCGUUUAUUUCGCCUCAGUUUCCCGGACUGCACUCGAGAGGCUCUAACUUUUCUGACCUCGUUCAUCUCUCAAGACUGCCCAACCCUCACUGGCGUAAAUGCCAACACAGAGCAGAUCAUUGUGGAAAUAUGUCAAGAGUUUGUGCUCUUCAAGUCUCUUAGAGGCCCACAGAAGAAACUGACCUCUGUCCAAGAGCUUCACCUUCUGGACAUGCUAUGUUCCUGCUUCUCAGAGGCGCCAGAAAAGAGCAAGUACCGUAUCUUUAACCUGAUGUUUGGGGCGCGGGGAGAGUCAGGAGUUAAUCUACUGCUGACAAAGCUAGUGUCUCUGGCCUUGUCAGUGCGCUGUGCCCCUGUUUUGUUCUGCGCAGCUAUCUGGAUGCAAGAACGAGACAGUCUGAGUCCUGAUGUGAAAGGGUUAACCCAGAGGCUUGUUAGUGACUACUGCCAGUUGUACCCAGAUCCGUCCAGUGUAUUUUCUUCUCUCCCCUCAAUCUGUGCCCUGUUUGCCUGUAACUUCAUCACGUCAGCAACCUCGCUCUACUCGUUUGCUGGGGCUGACAGCUUGCCUCCUCUUUCCCUUCUCCAAUAUGUGAGUGACUGGGUCCACAAAGACAACACACUGUGCUGUGAAUCGUUACGCCAGGCAGCCAUACACAGUGCGUACACCACUCCCGUGCCUGGGCUGACUGGCUGGUGCGUCAGGGGUCCUCUUGUGUGCUGUCAGCUCAAGACAGCCACUGCCUCCUCCACAGACUCUUUAUCAGCCUCAUCGUCCUCUUCAUCUUCUUCCUCUUCGUCAUUAUCAUCAUCGACAAUAAGUGCGCCCCAUUUGGAAGCAUUGCUCCAGUGUCUGGACAAACUGCACCUUGCCCUCCUCCAGUCUAUCGCCUUCACAGCUUGCGUCCAGCUCUCCCCCGGACUCAUCAGCACCAGCGACCUGGCACACAUCGCACACACGCUCCAGGUGGUGUGUUCCCCGCAGCCCAGCGCAUUGGAAGAGCAGGCAUGUAGCUUAGCUCUAGAGAGGCUGGCACAGAUCCUGCAGGUGGCCUCCAGCACCAGCACUUACAUUUCAGACAUGAGUAAAAUAAAAGAGAUGGAGUCCCUUUCCAAACACAAACUACCCCACAACAGACUUCUUUCAAUGGUCUUGAGCACUCAGAGGAAACUAGGAGGAAAGUCCUACCCAAAGAUGAUCACAAGUUAGCAGUUAGUUUGCCCUGUUUUUGAUAGAUAAUAUGGUUGGAAGUUUGUCACUUAAAAGAAUGCUCUUUAUGGAAUGUGAAACAUUAGUAUUCUGUACACUUACAAAAAUGACCAAUGGCAAGGCUUGUCUUGUUUGAUAAUGUUACAUUUUAUUUCAUUAUGAAAAGGAAAAUUAUUAGCAAUGUUUUGUCUCUCAGAAAUUAGUUAUUUUAUUUUUUGGUGAGAAAGAUGUUGGUCAAGUAAACAACAAAUAAGUUGCAAUUUUCUAAGACGAAUCCAUGGAAUUUUACAUAGUUGUAGAUAAUACUUGUAUAUUGUCAGCAAGCUGUUAAAAUGUACUAAGCCCAGAAAGCAUAAUUUUAUUUGAGAGAGAAAUGACUUGUUUCAUUCUUUUAACAGUUGUACCUACGUCAUGUAUCUUUAUCUUUUUUUUUUUUCAUUGUUUAGAAUUUGAAUUUCAACAGAAUAUUUCAUGAACACUUGCAACUGAUAUCAGAUUGAGAAACUGCAAUAGAAGGAAAAAAUGAGAAAAAAUUUUAGUUCGAUACGUUUUAACAGCUGGCCGACGAUACAUUCGAGACAUAAUCAUCAAUCCUUGAGGUAAAUUUUUAAUUAUGAUUCACCUCCUAUGAAAAUAAGUUUAUGUUGCUGAGAAAGAUCAAAGUGAAGAUUUCUGUCCUUGAUUUGAACAUAUUCUUUUGUUUAUCUGAACACAAUCAUGCGCUGUAUAUAUCAAUUUAAACCCAGACUAGAUUGUAUGAGAUCACCUGAAGGUUUUAUCAUGGCUUGUCUUGAUACUUUACUUUAUUUAGUGCAAUGACAGAUAUGUUUUGGAUUUUGCUGCACUAGAGACCAUGUUUUUAUGGCCUUUUGCAUCUUGGAAGAUAAUUGUAAAGCAGCAUAGCUGCCAACCAGUGCAUAAGAAACAUUUAGUAAGUUUUGAGGGGUCUGAGUCUGUAAAUAUGUUUUUGUGUCAGAAAUGUGUAUUCUAUUUUCGAGUAUUUCUCCUCAAGGGUUUGCCGAUGCUGAAGAAAAAUUAUGAACUUUCAAAACAGGAUUUGAGAAUAAUAAUGAGACCUAAGCCCAGAAGUCAGUUGGAGAGAUGUUUACUAAACAUUUCUGAUAUUAUUGUGGCUAGUCUGCUUGAAAAAGUUUGAGUUCAAUGCACCACAGAAAAGUGUCCUCAGAAAAGUGUGUGAGAAGGGCUUUGGUUCCUUGUCCAAUGCCUACCAUCUUGACCCACAAUGCAUAAAGAGUCGGAAGGGGGGGGGGGGGGAUUUUGAAAGUUGGCAGUCAUGAAGUAGUAUGCAUGAUAUAGCUUUGCCUGGGUUGUAGACAAAGAGGAAGUUGAUUGCCAAGUACUGCCUCCCUCCCUUCAGCUCUUGACUUCCUUGAUAUGCUCUAAGGGAGAGACAUUGUCAAUACUUUUGAAAUCAAGGAAAUUUUAUGGGUUUGUCUUACUAUUUUUCCAGGUGUGACAGGGAUUUUUAUUUUUAACUGUUCUUUUUUCUGAUAAAUUAAAUGGUAGGAAAUUUGGAAUUUUGCCAUGUAGGGAACAAAUAAAGAUUUCAAGUACAAGGUCCAUUUAGCUAAUAAUCAAGUUUAUGUAGAGUUGCACAUAAAGGUCAGGGCUAUUAGUGUACAUUUUGUUCAACUGAAACUGGUUUUCAGUUCUUGUUUCCCAAAGAAGUGAUCGAGUGAGUGUAUGAUGUUCAAUGAAAUGGUGCUCAAAUGCUUUUUGUCUUGAGUGGAGUGUGCUGUGCAAAUGUUUUGAAGUGUGUAUGGCCACGAGACUGCCUCUGAAUGGAACCUGUAUACUAGUUAUUCCUGAUUGUGUGCUCAUACUGCAGCUAUGUUGAAUGAUGGUGAGUGGUUAUGCGCGUCCUUGUCCUAGCGUUGUUUGUAUGGAUGGGAAUGCAGUAUUAUUUCUCCUGGAAGUUUUUGUUUUUUUGUUUUGUCUUUUCAGCACACUCUUUUCUUUAGAGCAACAGAAGUGUUAAAAGUCUCUAGUUUUUGUGUCCAGUUUUGUCCUGAAAGUUCCCAGUCUUUUUCAGGAUGUGCUCAUUAGUCUCAGAUCUGACUGGAGUUCUUGUUGGUUCUGAUUUUGCUUAUGAAUUCAAAGUAAAAUGUGAAAACAUUUACUUAAGUAAGAGUUAUUCAAAGUAAAAAAAAUGUUAGAAUAUUUUAAGUAUAAGUUCUUUGACCAGUAACCACUACUGGGAAGUUCUUCUUCUUUACUCUAUCUUUUCUUUCUUUUCUCUGUCCUAAAUGACUGACUCAGGCGAAAGAAUUAUUUGUAUAAUGGUUACAUGUGGAGUCUGAUUAAAAGAGUGUCAAAUUAU
Messenger RNA from Aplysia californica (California sea hare), 3724 nucleotides. RefSeq lists its product as uncharacterized. NCBI's taxonomy places the organism in Eukaryota, Metazoa, Mollusca, Gastropoda, Aplysiida, Aplysiidae. The record is from RefSeq and is a predicted model, not a curated record. The coding region runs from base 28 to 1383 and encodes 451 amino acids. The transcript is spliced from 7 exons.